Paralichthys olivaceus (Japanese flounder) is the source of this 2464-nucleotide messenger RNA. RefSeq names its product solute carrier family 52 member 3-2a (gene slc52a3-2a). Gene Ontology annotation, molecular function: riboflavin transmembrane transporter activity. Gene Ontology annotation, cellular component: plasma membrane. The record is from RefSeq and is a predicted model, not a curated record. NCBI's taxonomy places the organism in Eukaryota, Metazoa, Chordata, Actinopteri, Pleuronectiformes, Paralichthyidae. Gene Ontology annotation, biological process: riboflavin transport.
UGAAUAAAAAGACUAAAAAAGUUUAACAGCAUUUUACAACAACACUGCCAAAGCUCACCGACACGACAUUUCACUGACAUCUAAUCCAUCUUGGUAAUUGCAGUUUUUAGUUUUGAAUGAUUACACAACAUCAAAACAAUCAAUUUUAUUUUCUAAAACAACAUAUUAGGGAUUUCUUAUACUUUGUGCGUAGCUACUCAAAAGAUGAAUUGUGUUGUUAUGCAACUGAGCGCUGUAAACACCUCUCCCAUGAUCCCCUUAAGCAGAAUUAAUAAAUUCUGCAGAUUCUUGAGUGGGUCCCUCAGAUGUUGUUGCCUCCGGGAACAUAAAUCUGUGAUUGAGAGUCUCAGCGUGUGAUGUGCAGUGAUGAGCUGAAGUCCUGACAGUGACAGUGCUUGAGGUUAAGACGCUGAUUAGUUAACCAAACAUUUGUCAUGGUUGGCUACAUGGUCUCACACCCACUCACCCCAAGGAGGGUUUAAUCCCCUGGCGCACACACACUUUACUGCACAGGACUGUGGCUUCUCUCUCUGCAGAAAACUCUCCGCCAGACAUAGGAAAACCAUCUGAACCAUGUCACUCCUCACGCACAUUUUGGCAUGUCUCUUCGGGAUGGGCUCCUGGGUGUCCAUCAAUGGCCUGUGGGUAGAGCUGCCCCUGAUAGUCCCCCAGAUCCCCGAGGGCUGGUACUUGCCCUCGUACCUCUCAAUCCUCAUCCAGAUGGCCAAUGUCGGGCCUCUCUUCGUCACCCUGAUGCAUCGCUUCCGGCCCGGCGCCCUGAAUGAGACGGCUGUCAUAUAUGCGAUCAUCGGUCUGGGCACUCUGGCGAGUUUCCUGCUGGGUUUCUUCUGGAAGGAGACGGUUGUAGUGGCAGGCGUUCCUCGCAGUGUCGCCCUCCUCGUCUUAACUUUCUUCCUAGCUGCUGUCGACUGCACCUCCUCUGUCACCUUCCUGCCCUUCAUGAUGCGCCUCAAGCCUCAGUAUUUAACCACCUACUACAUUGGGGAGGGUGUGAGCGGCCUGCUGCCUGCUCUAGUGGCUUUAAUCCAGGGCGUUGGGGUGGUCCACUGCUUAAACAACACAGUGUCUCUGAACCACAGCUUGAACAGCUCGGUGACCUUUGACCUCCAAGCCCAGUAUCAGCCAGCAAACUUCUCUGCUGAGGUGUUUUUCUUCUUCCUGAGCGCCAUGAUGCUGGUGAGUCUGGUGGCGUUCCUGCUGCUGAACUACCACCCCGCUGUGGCCAGAGAGCAUUCCAGUGGCCGGUACACAAACGGCGUGAAAGACGAAUCGCAGAAAAACAGGAAGUGGGCUGAGCAGAAGCCGAUGAUGGAUACGUGCGAACCCGCCAACCAGAAGAGAAGAAGCAGUUUUGGCACUGGAGCUUACAGCUGGAUGCAGGUGUUCUACAUCUCUGUGAUUCUGGCCUGGACCAACGCUCUGACCAACGUGGUGCUUCCCUCGGUGCAGUCGUACUCUUGCAUGCCAUACGGAAACAACGCCUAUCACCUAUCAGCCACCAUGGCCGCCGUGUCCAACCCCCUGGCCUGCUUCAUCGCCAUGUUCCUCCCGAUAAGAUCCCUGCUGCUGAUGGCAGCUCUCACAGUGGUCGGCACCGGAGCUGGAGCUUACAUAAUGGGCAUGGCAGUGCUGAGUCCAUGUCCUCUGCUGGUUAACGAUACCUCAGGUGGAGUCAUCAUAGUGUUGGCCUGGAUCGUCUUUGUCCUCACUCUGUCCUACGUGAAGGUGAUUAUCGGCGUGAUCCUGCGGGACGAGGGCCACAGCGCUCUGGUGUGGUGCGGCGCUGUGGUGCAGUUAGGCUCCUUGCUGGGGGCCGUGACCAUGUUUCCACUGGUCAGCGUCUACAGCUUCUUCUCAUCAGGAGACCCGUGCAACACAAAGUGUCCUUAAACAAUGACAAUGAAAGAUUUCCCUUCCGACUUCAGGGAAAAGACGACGUGAGAAUCAAUUUGAAAAACUUUUUCCUCCUCGUGAUGAUGGAGACAUCUACAAGUUUCCAUUUGUUAGAAAAACAAAAAGUAUGAUGUGAUAUAUAAAUGCACUCUGUGUUAUAAAUGUGUUUGUAGAUCUCUAUUUACAUUUGUUGAAAACUUUAACAUCUUCCAGAAGUAAAAGUCAAGCAUGAGUAUUGAAUUAAAAAAGGAAAAUUGGUGAUUAGAGUUGUUUCCAAAAUGUUGAAGCAUAUUUGCCAUUUCAAACUUACUUAACUUUAUUUACUUGACUUUCCUUUCGUGUGUGCCUUUCUUGACCUGUGUGCCUUUCUUGACCUGUUUGCUUGUAAGUGGUGUAAAAGUUCAGAGUUUAGAGAUUAACACUCUUUCAUCUCCGGUCUGUAGAAAAUAAGGUUUUCCAUUAAGUUGUGUGGAAAUGAAUAACUCGUAAUGUGAUGAUUCUGUGAUGAUGUUCUUUUCCUAUUGAUGUUAUACUACAUCAUAAAGGUAUA